CCUUUGCUCGCGCCCCUUCAGAUUCCUGCUAUAAUAUCUCGAGCUCCUCCUCCUCCUCCUCCUCCAUCGGAGCGCCAAGGAGGCAAAAGAUCCCAACUUGGCCGUCCGCUUCGAUUCCUGCGUUGAUCCCGAGAUGGGUCUUCGAAUCGUGGGUCAGAUAGAGCGGUUGAACGGCAGAGAACUGACAUAUCAGCAGUUCGUGGAGCGAUACUUGCGCAAGAACCAGCCGGUGGUGCUCACGGGCCUCAUGGACGAAUGGAGAGCUUGCAAGGACUGGGUCACCCGCGACGGCCGCCCCAAUCUCCCUUUCUUCGCUACCCAUUUCGGCAAAUCCAGAGUUCAGGUAGCUGAUUGUGGGACGAGAGAAUUUACGGACCAGAAGAGAGAAGAGAUGUCGGUCUCAGAGUUUGCGGAGCGUUGGCUUAUGGGGUGCGAGCCGGAGGAUAGUGACGUUUCAACCGGUGACAGACCGCGCGUGCUUUAUUUGAAGGAUUGGCAUUUUGUGAAAGACUAUCCCAACUAUGUAGCAUACACAACACCGGUAUUCUUUCAUGAUGAUUGGCUCAACCUGUAUCUUGAUUGUUAUCGUAUGCAUACGGAUCCCGAAAUGUACCAAGAGUCUGAUGAUAUAAGUUGCUCUGAUUACCGUUUUGUUUACAUGGGAGCAAAAGGAUCUUGGACUCCUCUUCAUGCUGAUGUGUUCAGGUCAUAUAGCUGGUCUGCGAAUGUGUGUGGGAAGAAACAGUGGCUUUUCCUGUCUCCCUCACAGCGUCAUCUUGUGUUCGACAGGAAUAUGAAAAACUCUGUGUAUGAUAUCUUCAGCGAUGUGAGCGAAAUGACCUUUCCUGGUUUUAAGGAGACAAUCUGGACAGAGUGCAUCCAAGAGGAGAAUGAGAUUAUCUUUGUUCCAAGUGGAUGGUACCAUCAAGUUCAGAAUUUAGAGGAUACCAUAUCCAUAAAUCAUAACUGGUUCAAUGCGCAUAACUUAUCCUGGAUUUGGGAUUUGCUCUCAAGGGACUACGAUGAUGCAAAGGAGUACAUAGAGGACAUUCGGGAUAUAUGUGAUGACUUUGAAGGUCUUUGUCAGCGCAAUCUUGCUGCAAAUACAGGCAUGAACUUCUUCGACUUUCUUAUUUUCGUAACACGUUUUGCCUUUGCAUACUUGGGCCAACUGUGCUAUCUUUUGAGAGGCGAUGAUGAUACCAUCCAACACUCAUCCUUAACAGUGCAGCAAUUAGCUUUGAACCUAGCUUUCAUAAGAAAGAUUGCAAUGAAAAUGAAAGAUGCAGAGGGCUUUGAAAAACAUCAAGACAUCCUGGAUACAGCAGAAACUUUAAACGACCCCAGGUUCUCUGAAUUGUGCAUUAAAGUUGGCAACACAUACAGGAUGAUCCUUGAACCACAACCUUGGAGUUAUAACACAGCCAAAGCCUGCAUAGAUGUUUCGGGGGACUUUGACUUUCUCAAAAAAGGGUCGCUGGUUUGCACUCCGGGUGAUCUAGUGAGUUGUAUAGACAAUGCUGUUGAAAACCUGAAUAGGAAAGGCAGCAAAGGCAGCAUUCAUUUGGGGGAAUUAGCAUGAGGUUAUGUUCCCUUGCGAAGAUUAAAGCCCUCACUUUGAACCUUUGAGGUUACUUUGUCCAAGAAAUUCUUGUAAUGUAAUGAAUGAAGUUCUUUCUGCA
Messenger RNA from Eucalyptus grandis, 1682 nucleotides. RefSeq names its product 2-oxoglutarate and iron-dependent oxygenase JMJD4. The coding region runs from base 134 to 1582 and encodes 482 amino acids. Gene Ontology annotation, molecular function: sequence-specific DNA binding; histone H4R3 demethylase activity. Gene Ontology annotation, cellular component: nucleus; cytoplasm. Lineage: Eukaryota; Viridiplantae; Streptophyta; Magnoliopsida; Myrtales; Myrtaceae. Gene Ontology annotation, biological process: negative regulation of gene expression; positive regulation of translational termination; protein hydroxylation. The record is from RefSeq and is a predicted model, not a curated record. The transcript has 9 exons.